Trypanosoma conorhini is the source of this 1833-nucleotide messenger RNA. RefSeq names its product tyrosine decarboxylase. Gene Ontology annotation, biological process: carboxylic acid metabolic process. The transcript has a single exon. The record is from RefSeq and is a predicted model, not a curated record. NCBI's taxonomy places the organism in Eukaryota, Euglenozoa, Kinetoplastea, Trypanosomatida, Trypanosomatidae. The coding region runs from base 1 to 1833 and encodes 610 amino acids. Gene Ontology annotation, molecular function: carbon-carbon lyase activity; pyridoxal phosphate binding.
AUGCGAUGCUCGCGUCCGCGGCACCGCUACGGCGUGACGGCGCUGUUGGAUCGCGGCGCGCGGUUUCUCAGCAGUCUGCUCCACGGCGCGUCGCAUUUGUCGUCGCCGUCGUGGCCAUCGCUCCGCUUUACUGCUCCCCCGCUUUGGGGGAAGAGCGGGUGCUCCCGGGAGGAGUGGCGGCGAUGCCUUGGGGAGUCGCUUUGCCGCGGUGCCGCCGCGAGGUGUCUGCUGGACGCGCAGCCGCACGCGGCGGAGGUUCGGGCGUCGCUGGUGGCCGCGUUGUUCCCGAAGCCCCACUGGAAUAACGCCGUCACGCACAGCAUGGACGGCGACUCGCUCGCAUCCCUUGAGAAGGACGUGGCGAACACUGUGGCGGGGCUCCUGCGCCUGCCGGCACGUUUCUUGUGGGCGCCGCGUGCGGAGGAGGAGGAGGUCGCGACGGAGCGGCCGUGCGGGGCUCAACAUCCACGCACGCCACUGCCCGACGCUCCUCGUGCCCCGCGGGUCGCAGCUUCACAACCUCCCGCGGUUCACGGCGGCGAUGGGGGCCGCACUCCGGGCGCUGGCGGCGGCGGCGGACUGCUGCACAGCACAUCACUGGAGAGCCUUAUUGUGCUCCUCGCCACUGCCCGGGCGCAGGCGCAGGCUCGCUGCAUCAGUGCCCGCUUCUCGAGCCCUGCGGAGGAGGCACGCCUGACGCAGCGGCUGGUGCUUUACUGCAGCGAUCAGUCCCAACCGCUGCUGCGGAGAGCCGCACGCUGCAUCGGCAUACAACACAUCCGAGUCCUACAAACUGUGUACUCCCCGCACGUCCACAACUACCCGGUGCUGCUGGAGACGCUGAAGGCGGCACUCGCAGAGGACGUCGCCUGCGGACUCUGCCCCUUGUUAGUGUGUGGCGUGUUUGGGGCCCGCACGACGGGCGCCGUGGACCCGCUUGAGGAGCUGGCAGAACUCUGCCGCCGAGUCAAAGUGUGGUUUCACAUCGACGCCAGUCACUCUGGGUUGGCACUAGCUGCUGCGCCUCUUGUGAGGGACGAGGCAGGACAACCGCUGGAGUCCACGCCUCUGGAAGAAAUGGACGCCGCGGCUGAGCAAAUGUGGGAGCAGCGGAAGCUGACCUUCCAUAGGGCUGCCCUGCUUGCGGACUCCAUUCACGUUGGCGUCUCAACCUCGUUUCUGCCGACGCUCUCGUCCAACUCCUCCGCCGCGCUGUUGUACGUUGCGGAGGUGGCCAAGGUGGCGGCGGCGAUGCGGCGGAUGCAUGCAGAGGAUGAGGCGGGUGGAAACAUGUGGUGCACGCCGGAUGCGACGGAUGUAUCGCUCCUGCGGCUGGAUUUCCCCGAAAUGCGCUCGGGCGAAGUCAUCCGCCUAGCUCUCAUGCUCAUGCCCUGCAAUCCCGCCUCCGUGGGUCGCGUAGUUCGGGGGCACCAGGCUGCCCUGCGCUACGUCGAACAGCGCGUACGUGCGGAUGGGCGGUUUGACUGCUCUGUGCAUGCCUCCUGCUUUGGGAUGGUGCUGUUCCGUUGGCUUACGCUCGCGGAUGAGGAGACGGCGGCCCUCAUGCGGCGCUGGGGCGACGUCCUCGCCUCAUCUCCCCCGAUGCGCGCAGUUCAGGGCGGCGGCUUCCCGCACCGCGUCUCCCUCGGCCUCACGCGGAUACAUCGGCGCGUGUACGUCUGCGUCUCCCUAACCGCGGGCGGCGAUGGCGGGGAUGCGUGCUUGCGCCGGUGUGACAUGGAUGCACUGGUGGAUUCGCUGCGGAGGGUCGCCGAUGAGUGGAACGGCUCCUCCACAGUGACGGCGGCGAUAACAUCUAAGGCGGCCACGUGA